This is a messenger RNA of Cavia porcellus (domestic guinea pig), 1666 nucleotides long. RefSeq names its product probable G-protein coupled receptor 141. Lineage: Eukaryota; Metazoa; Chordata; Mammalia; Rodentia; Caviidae. Gene Ontology annotation, cellular component: membrane. Gene Ontology annotation, molecular function: G protein-coupled receptor activity; oxysterol binding. Gene Ontology annotation, biological process: G protein-coupled receptor signaling pathway. The transcript has 2 exons. Bases 274 to 1170 code for a protein of 298 amino acids. The record is from RefSeq and is a predicted model, not a curated record.
GAUAAACAUCCGUUUGUGGUUUGGAUGGUUUAUCUCGACCCAGUAAUUUGGCUGCUUAAUUUUGUCUAAGGCUUGAGCAUCUCUGUGUAUAUCAUCCAUCCCACAAAUUCACCUGGCUGCUCUGGCUACUGGGCUCUUUGUUCCAGCAAACUGUGCUUAUUGCCUGCCUGAGGUAGAUCCACAAAUGACCAACGUGCCUUAAGUCAUCCUCAGAAGCAAAUCAUUAGAGGACGACACAAGUUUUAUAAUCUUCUAAGCUCUUCGUGGCAAAGCAUGAAGAUAAUCAAUGCAAGCAUCCUGGAGAAUGCGUCAAACACAGAGUUCGAACAAUGCGAUAUGCACUGCAGGAUUAUUCUGAUAAUACUUUACAGCGUGGUUUUACUUGGUGGCAUUACUGGCAUGGUUAUGAUGUCUUGCUUGAUGUUCAAAAGGAACAGUCAAUCAGUGGUGGCCACAUUUGUCCUCAAUAUCAUAGCACUGCACUCCAUCCUGCUGGUCAGCCUUCCCUUCCGUGUCAGCUAUUACUUCUCAGUCACCUGGGACCUUGGAUCCUUUACUUGUCGGAUGGUCAGCAGCAUCAUCUACAGCCAUAUGUACUUCACCUUUGUCUUCUAUGUGGCCAUUGUCAUACUCCGACUGCUCAUCUAUUUCAGGAAACUCCAAAUGCAGCAGCUGAAAAAGCGCCAUGCAAUAGUUUCAAGUCUUAUUAUUUGGGUAGUGGGAAGCCUCAUUUUUUUGCCAGUUUUCUUUUUACAAUAUGGCACAGAUACAAGUCACUUAGAACAACAGCGAUGCUUUGAGUUCUACAGAGAUCUCAACAGGAGGGAAAUCAUUAUCUUGAAUUACUCUAUGAUCGUCAUUAUAAUGAGCAUGGUUGUGAUCCUUUUCCUGGUACAGCUGGUUGUCAUCUUUCAAUUGAUAAAGGCUCUAUGGCCCGACAUGUGGACCCACCAGGAAUACAGAGCCCAAAUCAAGAGUUUCUUCUUUCUCCUAGUAAUAGUUGUUUGUUUUAUACCUCACCAUGCAUUCCGGGUGUACUUUAUUCAAAAUUAUUCCGGGAGGGAAAAUUCUAAACUAGUUCUUUACAAUGAAAUCUGUGUUGCUCUGACAACUGUCUGUUGUUUGGAUAUGUUAUGCUUCACAGGUGGAGUGAUCCAUUACAACUUCUAAUGUUGCUUUCUCAGUAAUCAUUUUCCCCACCAUUGUGACCAAAUCAUUCCAACUAAGUGGGAGCUGUUGUGAUAUGAAAACAUUUCAAAUUCUCUGCUCAUAAUCAUCAAAUUGAUAGAUUGCUCUCAAUCAAAAAUGUCUUUCUGCAAAAAUUAAUGAGAACUGAUUAUUCCUCUUUCCUUGAAGAAUAACUACCAUCCCACAUUUACAAUAGAGUGUGUUCAAUUUUUUAGCUCUACUCAAAUUGACAACAUAAUACUUUAUUUCUUUUUUUCAUGUGGCAAUUAUUUUAUUUGCUUUUAUGUAUAGAUUUCAUUAAUAUGUUUUCAGUACAGCGAUCACAUUCAAAAGGGGUGUUGGUACAAGCACGUGACAUUAUUUUGACUCUUUUUACUUUCUCUUCUCAUCUCUAGAUCUGUUUCCCAUUUGCAAAAGCUCCGUCUUCUUGUUUCUGAUUACCCAUCUUUUAUUUCCUCAUUAAAUUAUUUAUACUUUG